Striga asiatica is the source of this 956-nucleotide messenger RNA. Lineage: Eukaryota; Viridiplantae; Streptophyta; Magnoliopsida; Lamiales; Orobanchaceae. The record is from the annotation of a GenBank genome assembly.
UGGAUUAUCAGGACAGAGCUUUGCCGUUUUAGUGGUGCCAAGAUAUACCCUGGCAAAGGCAUCAGAUUUAUUCGCUCAGACUCCCAGGUUUUCCUCUUUGCCAACUCGAAAUGCAAGAGGUACUUCCACAACCGCUUGAGGCCUGCGAAGCUUACUUGGACCGCCAUGUACCGUAAACAGCACAAGAAGGAUAAUGCUGCUGAAGCUGUAAAGAAGAGGCGUAGGACCACGAAAAAGCCCUACUCAAGGUCCAUUGUGGGUGCCACAUUGGAAGUCAUCCAGAAGAGGAGAACCGAAAAGCCUGAAGUCCGUGAUGCUGCACGUGAAGCUGCUUUACGUGAAAUUAAAGAGAGGAUCAAGAAAACUAAGGACGAGAAGAAGGCUAAAAAGGCAGAGUUGGUUUCUAAGCAGAAAACGAGCAAGGGCAAUAUGCCCAAAGGAGGCUCGGGACCUAAGGGUCCCAAGAUUGGCGGUGGUGGUGGCAAGCGUUAAAUUUUAUUUUCACUUUCUUUUUUUUGUUGCCGUGAGUUUCAACAUGGAGAGGUAUAUUGGGAUAGCAUUUGAUCUGUGCCGAUUCUUUUUGUUACAGAAUUGGUUGUUAGACAUCUUUGUUCAAGAUUUAGUUUGUGAUGCUCUGGUGAGAUGGGCUUCUUUGUUAGAAAUUAGCUUUCAGUAUAUAUUUCUUUCAUUGAUUGAGCUCUAUACAUUUCUUGAUUAAACCUCUGGUUGGUUCUCUUGGAUCUGGAAAAUCUGGAAUUCCCCUAUUUCCUCCUGCUUUGUAUAUGGUUCCAACUUCCAAGUUUUCAGCACGCCGGUCUGAGCAGACCCGUCUGACUGGGCCCAUGGAAUUAUUGUGGCCUGGCCCAUUAAAUGGUAAUGGGUUUACUUGUUGGGUAGUUUGUUUGAAGCUUGUUGGAGCAUUGGCUUGAUACUCUGGAGCAGUUAAGCAAGCAUUA